GGCCAAGCAGUUGUCUUGGUUUCCAAAGCCCUCCUGUCGGUAACUUUUCAGACGGUGUUCUUUCUGAUUGUUUUAUUUGCAAAUAUAGUUGCCAUGUUCAUCAAGCUAUUUACGCUAAUGUUGGCCGUCAGCGGAGUCUGGAGUGCCGUCCUUCCCGAAAACCGGGUCGAAACGGCGGCCAGGACGACAGGUGAUUUGGCCACCGCCGAGACUUCAGCCAAGUUAUUUAAUCUUUUUGGAACUGGUACUGGUUAUCCUAACUACGGCUACAACUACAAUCGCCCGACCACCGGCUAUUAUCCCGGCUACAAUACGAACUACUAUGGAUCGUCGGGAUAUUAUCCAGGCUCGGGAUAUGGCUCGACCUACUAUCCGAGCUAUGGCACCAACACGUACUAUUCAACCCAGGGCUACAACUAUCCCACCAGCAGCUAUCCCACCACGAACAUCCUGGGCUCCCAAGGAGGAUAUGGCGGCUAUGGCGGUUACGGAGGCUAUGUGCGCACCACUUUUGGCUAAAAACAGUCAUGUGCGAAGACCGCCAAGAACUUAACCAAAUGUAACGCUCCGGCACGCAUCAAAAUCAACACACAACCAACACAAAAAGAUCGUAAAACUUAUAUGUAACCAUUUAUUAGCGAAGACAUAUCUCCAAAGACGAAAUAACCUCAGAGCCGGAAUAUUUGGAGAGCCACUUUAACUGCAACGACGCAGACCAAAUCUCUUCAAGUUUUUGCGGCCAAACAAAGUCUCUGCAUCUUGACUACUUUGUCUUAAAUUUUAAGUAAAGUAAAGUAAAGUCAUGUUUAUGAUUUCCCCCUUGGCAUCUGCAAGCUCGUAAAUGCAGUGAAGCAAACUUUUCGCUUGAAUUUUCCCUGGAAAAACGCCCCCAGUUCUUCCUUUGGCAGUAAAGCAUGAGCUGAGAGCAAUUUUUGAUAAGCUAAUAGAUUUCCCUUGUUAAAGAAAGCUAUAUUUUUCAACAAUUUAUUUGAGGUAAUAAGAAAAUUAAUUAAACCGAAGAAGCUAAGUUGAAAUACAAAACACUGAAAAUUUUUAAAAUUUAAAUGUUGUUUGUACGAUUU
Messenger RNA from Drosophila ficusphila, 1082 nucleotides. Its product is annotated as prisilkin-39. The record is from RefSeq and is a predicted model, not a curated record. NCBI's taxonomy places the organism in Eukaryota, Metazoa, Arthropoda, Insecta, Diptera, Drosophilidae. The transcript is spliced from 4 exons. The coding region runs from base 94 to 519 and encodes 141 amino acids.